Corylus avellana is the source of this 3743-nucleotide messenger RNA. RefSeq lists its product as uncharacterized. Gene Ontology annotation, molecular function: protein phosphatase activator activity. Gene Ontology annotation, cellular component: protein phosphatase 4 complex; nucleoplasm. NCBI's taxonomy places the organism in Eukaryota, Viridiplantae, Streptophyta, Magnoliopsida, Fagales, Betulaceae. The record is from RefSeq and is a predicted model, not a curated record. Gene Ontology annotation, biological process: protein dephosphorylation.
UCGAGGCAGACACUUUGCACAGAAAAGAAUAAAAAGCAGAGAGAGAGAGAGAGAGACAGAGAGAGAUAGAUAGAGAGAGAGAGAGAAUCGAGAGGUUCACACUGCUACGUUAAUGGCGGUUAGGGUUUUUCAUUGAUCUCCCCCCAAGUAAAAAGACCUUAAUCGCCUUCCUGCGCUUUCUCUCUCUUCUCUUUGCAAAAACCAAAAAACCCUAAUUUAUAUUACUUGAGGCGGAUCAAUUACGAUUGAAUUUCUCUAAUUUGGGCUUCGAGUUUGAAUCGUGGAUAUAGGAGCUGGCAUGGGCGCGCCAGAGAAGUCGCAGGCCAACGCCAAUUCGAUGCAGCGUGUUAAGGUAUACCGUUUAAAUGACGAUGGGAAAUGGGACGACCAAGGAACUGGACAUGUCAGUGUUGACUAUUUGGAGCGAUCAGAGGAGCUGGGUUUGUUUGUUGUUGAUGAAGAAGACAAUGAGACAUUACUCUUGCAUCGUAUUAGCUCAGACGACAUUUACAGAAAGCAAGAAGAUACAAUUAUCUCUUGGAGGGAUCCAGAAUAUUCUACGGAAUUAGCACUUAGUUUUCAAGAGACCACAGGGUGCUCUUACAUAUGGGACCAUAUCUGCAAUGUGCAAAGAAACCUGCAUUUCAGUACUCUUAACAACGAGACAUUUCACAGUGUGAAUAGCGAGUUGAGGGAAUUGCCUGCAGUUGAGCUGUCCUCACUUCCUCUGAUACUUAAGACUGUGGUUGAAAGUGGCAUUGCUGAUCAGAUGCGACUGACAGAACUCAUUUUGAAUGAUCAAGAAUUUUUCCGAAAGCUGAUGGACCUGUUUAGAAUCUGCGAAGACUUGGAAAAUAUUGAUGGUCUUCACAUGAUAUACAAAAUUGUCAAGGGAAUUAUUUUGCUCAAUAGUACUCAGAUCUUCGAGAAGAUAUUUGGUGAUGAAUUGAUUAUGGAUAUUAUUGGUUCACUGGAGUAUGAUCCAGAGGUCCCUAAUGUCCAACAUCAUCGUAAUUUUUUAAAGGAGCAUGUUGUUUUCAAGGAGGCGAUACCAAUUAAAGAUCAUUUAGUUCUGUCAAAGAUACACCAGACGUACAGAGUUGGUUAUUUGAAGGAUGUUGUUUUGGCUCGAGUAUUGGAUGAGGCCACGGGUGCAAAUCUCAAUUCCAUAAUUCAAGCAAACAAUGCUAUUGUUGUUUCUUUGUUAAAGGAUGAUAGUACCUUUAUUCAGGAAUUAUUUGCUAGGUUGAGAUCGCCCUCCACCUCUGAAGAGUCUAAGAAAAAUUUGGUAUAUUUCUUGCACGAGUUUUGUAGUUUAAGCAAGAGCCUGCAGAUGGUCCAGCAACUUCGUCUAUUUAGGGAUCUCAUGAAUGAAGGAAUCUUCGACAUCAUAACUGAUGCUUUGCAGAGUCAAGACAAAAAGCUUGUUUUAACUGGGACAGAUAUCCUCAUUCUUUUCUUGAAUCAGGACCCAAACCUUCUUCGUUCUUAUGUAGUUCGGCAGGAAGGAGCUCAACUUCUGGGGCUCUUGGUUAAAGGAAUGACGACAGAUUUUGGGGAGGACAUGAAUUGCCAGUUUCUUGAAAUUCUUCGUAGUUUACUGGAUUCAUACACAUUGUCUGGAGCGCAGAGAGAUACUAUUAUUGAGAUUUUCUAUGAGAAGCAUUUGGGUCAACUAAUUGAUGUUAUAACAGCAUCUUGUCCUUCGGAAGGCAUAGCUCAAUCAAGUGGUAAAUCUAUGGGAUCUGGUGGAAGAAUUGGAAAUCAAAAUGGCACAAAGCCUGAAAUACUGUCAAACAUAUGUGAAUUGCUAUGCUUUUGUGUUCUGCACCAUCCAUAUAGAAUAAAGUGUAACUUUCUCCUUAAUAACAUGGUAGAUAAAGUUUUGUUGUUGACACAAAGAAGGGAAAAAUACCUAGUUGUUGCUGCUGUUCGUUUUAUUCGCACUAUUCUUUCCCGCCAUGAUGAGCAUCUGAUAAAUCAUAUGGUUAAGCACAACCUUCUCAAACCAAUUGUGGAUGCCUUUGUUGGUAAUGGUAAUCGUUACAAUCUGCUCAACUCGGCAGUUUUAGAACUUUUCGAGUACAUUCGAAAGGAGAACCUUAAAUUUUUGCUCAAAUAUAUAGUUGAUUCGUUCUGGAAUGAGUUGGUCAAAUUUGAGUUUUUGGUUUCCAUUCACUCACUAAAAGUGAAAUAUGAGCAGGUAUUCUCCCCAUCUUGCUUGAUUUUUACCACCUCAUUUUGGAUUCAGAGUUUCCUGAUCUCAAAACUAUGUUUGCAGUCCCUGGAGAUUUGUGGAGCAAAAGGCACUGGUAAUGUGUCAGACCCCAGAAAACGAAGUGAUGAGCGUGCUCUGGAGAAAGAGGAGGAAGACUAUUUCAAUGAGGACAGUGAUGAAGAAGAUACAGCAUCUGCAUCAAUGUCAAAUACCCAAAAAGUACAACCUCAACCUGUUUUAUCUAAUGGAGUUACUCCAAGCUUCCAGCCAUUAAGUCCUAGAUCUGGUGGACUGGUUGACUAUGAUGAUGAUGAGGAUGAUGAAGACUACAGACCACCAUUGAGGAAGCAGCCAGAAACUUCUGAUGAAGAUGAAGGAACAAUGGAGUCUCUUAGGUUGAAGCGGAAACUUGCACCCAAGGAUAACAAACCUGAUGUGUCAAAGAAGCAGCGGAUUGGAAAAAACUCAAAGUCAAAAGAUAGUGUUUUUACUGCUUUGUGCUCAACCUUAAGCCACGCAGUGCUACCUAGUAAGAAAACCCCUAGCACCACACACGCUACUCCGCACACAGCUGAUGGGAACCAAAGCUCAAGUGAAGAAAAUCAUCAGGAGAAUAAACCUAAAUCUGACACCGACAGAAGCUGUUCUGAUAACAGCAGUACUACAGAUGAGAACCACAGAGAGAAGGAACCUCCUGCUUCUAGAAUAUGUUCUGAUCACUUGCAUAGCACUUCAGAUGAUAGACAGUUGGGUGGAGAGGAGUCUCCAUUAAUACCACCAAAAUCCUCACCAGAAAUGGCUGUAAAUGGAUCCUAAUUCAUCCAGCAUCAUAUUCAGAGGGCUUGACAUUGUUUGUUCUCUUUUCUUCAACUCGUGGAUGUGCUUGGUGGUGGAACCGAAGGAAUGAUGCAUUUCAAAAGACAAAGAAAUGAACCGAGGGGAUGCAUUUGGUUGAUGGCUUUACAUUGAUGAUAGGAGGGGUUACUGUAUAGAGCUACUGAGAAGCAAAAAGUAAUCCAUACAGCAACGUGGGCCCAUUCUCCCCCGUCACUUGGUCCUUCUGAUGCUUUGAGCUUAGCAAUUGUCUUCUGUACAACAUUUACCAGCAUUAUUUUUUUUUUCCCAAUUUUCUUACAUGUUUUCUUUUGCCUUGUCUUUUUUCCAAUCACCCUUUAUUUGUUUUUUCCAUUUUUGGCUAUGUGAAUCAUAUGAUAUAGAGGGCACAAAUGUUUGCCCUGCAUAGUUCUGCAGUUUUGUGGUGGUUGUGGUUGUAAUAGAGGUCUGGUGAGGUGGUUAGAGGGCAAAGUUUUUCCAAACGUAGUUGCAGUAGUGGAACUCAUUAUAGACCAGUGUAAAUUAGAUUUUGAACACUUCUAACUUCUGAAGGGUCUCCCAAAGCUCGUGCCAUGGCUUCUAAUUUUGUAGAGGUAUAGCCCCCUUCCCCCCUCUUUUUUUAUUUCCUUUCCUGUUGGGAAACUGAAAUUCUAAUUAACAUUAUGAAUUUACCAUUCUGCUAUUUCUUUUA